This is a messenger RNA of Linum tenue, 2022 nucleotides long. The record is from the annotation of a GenBank genome assembly. NCBI's taxonomy places the organism in Eukaryota, Viridiplantae, Streptophyta, Magnoliopsida, Malpighiales, Linaceae.
AUGGCCAGAAACGGCGACCGGCCAUAUUCCCUCUCUUUUCUUAUUCUUCUAAUCACUCUACUCCUACCCCAAUCCCUCGCCCAGCCCGCCGCCCCUGCCCCCUUUCCACCGCCGGCAAAUCCUCCCCUUCCACCACCGCCGCCGCCACAGAAAGCGGCUUGCAACGGCGUCUUCGUCUCCUACGUCGCCAACGGCGGCGGCAGCGCAAUCGCUCCCACCAACCCUUCCAAUCAAGCCUACCGAUUCUCCGGCGCCGUCACGGUCACCAACAACGACGUGAAAGAGCUGAAAGCGUGGCGCGUCUUUGUGGGCUUCCAAUUCGACGAGGUUCUGGUCUCCGCGGACAAGGCCGUCCUAGACGACGGCAGCCCGCUCCCUGCUGCUGUCGGGAAAAACGGCACCGUCUUGGCUGGCUUCCCUCAGUCCGACCUCAAGACCGCAAUUCAGACCGCUGGAGAUUCGACUCAGACGGAGGUUCAGGUCCAGCUAAUCGGGUCCCGGUUCGGGCCGCCCCCGAACGACACGAACCCGGCUCUGCCCGCCAACAUCACGCUUCGCAACGCCGGCUAUUCCUGCCCGGACUCCUCAACGCAAGGGAACAUGCUGUGGGUGUGCUGCCAGAGAAACGACACCGCCGCAACUCCACCAACUGAUCAACAAGACUCCAACUUCCUGCCCCGCCAAAGCGGCGAUCUCAUCAUAAUGUACGAUAUCCUGAGCGCCUACGACACCAAUUACUUGGCGCAGGUGGCCAUCUCCAACAACCAUCCUCUGGCCCGCCUCGACAACUGGCAGCUGAGCUGGGAGUGGAUGAGGGACGAGUUCAUCUUCGCCAUGAGGGGCGCCUACCCGCUCCUUGUGGACACCUCAGAGUGCAUCUACGGGUCGCAAGGCCAGCACUACCUGCAGAUGGAUUUCUCCCAGGCCCUCAACUGCCAGAGGAGGCCUACCAUCAUCGACUUGCCUCCCACGAGAGCCAAUGACUCGGCAAUCGGGAGGCUUCCCUUCUGCUGCCGGAACGGGACCAUACUCCCGCCGAACAUGGACCCCACCAAGUCGACGUCCGUCUUCCAGAUGCAGGUCUACAAGAUGCCGCCGGACUUGAACAGGACAGGAUUCGUCCCGCCGCAGAAUUGGGGGAUCGUCGGUACCCUGAACCCUGAUUUCCAGUGUGCCUCUCCGCUGCAGGUGAGUCCAACCCAGUUCCCUGAUCCUAGUGGAUUGCCGUCUACGAGAGCAGCAGUUGCGAGUUGGCAGGUGGUGUGCAACAUUAAGAAGUUGGAGGAGAGCAGACCCAAAUGCUGCGUCUCAUUCUCAGCUUUCUACAACAGUUCCAUCAUCCCAUGUAACACCUGCGCUUGUGGCUGCAACCAACAGAAGCAGCAGCAAACCUGCAAUCCCAAUGAAGAAGCCCUUUUCAUGCCAUUCCAGAGUCUCUCUGUCCCGUACGACAACAGGACAAUUACAACCCUGGCAUGGGCCGACACAAACAAGAGACCCAUCCCCAAUCCAGUCCCAUGCGGGGACAACUGCGGAGUGAGCAUCAAUUGGCACCUGGUCUCGGAUUUCAGAGAAGGCUGGACCACAAGGAUUACUGUUUUCAAUUGGGGUCAGGCCACUUUUGCAGAUUGGUUUGCUGCUGUCCAGCUGGCGGACAACGCCGUGGCUGGAUUUGAGGAUGUUUACUCAUUCAAUGGAACAGUGCUGCCUAACUCCACCAACACUAUAUUUAUGCAAGGCCUUCCAGGCUUGAACUUUCUGCUGCCACAGAGGCCUGCUGGAAACCCCAAGAAGGAUUUCCCUGUUCCUGGGAUGCUGCAAUCGGUCAUGUCAUUCACCAAGAAGCACACUCCUCUAGUCGAUGUGGUCAAUGGCGGGGAUGGAUUCCCGACUAAAGUUGUGUUUAAUGGCGAGGAGUGUGUGCUUCCCACGUUCCGUCCCAGUCACGGCCAUCGAACGGCAGCCAGCAUAAGCCUUGUUCUCUGCCUCGUUGUAACUCUAGCUUCGUUGGUGAGAUAUUGA